GGCUUGGAACCAAAUGAGGUGAAAACGAGUUUCUCUGUUAUUUUCAGAGGUUAGAAUAGCUACACCUCCCCCAUGAGGAAGACACAUUUCUGUGCCCUUGUGAUUGUAACCUUCAUCAUCCUCGGCUACCAGUUCCACAGAUCUGAGAUCCAGAUAACCAACUCCAGAGGUCUCAAGAGACAAGUAGAAAACAUUAUAGUUGCUACAACUCUUGGAUCUGUUAUGAACCAUUCAACAACCAAAGACGGCGGGAGCACAACUGGACCAGUGAAAGGUGACACCCCGAGCUGUAAUAGGAUGGAGUGGACCAAAAAGGACGAAGAAGUAAAAGGCAUCGUCGCAAAACUGGACCAAAUGGUUCCCAAUGUCCAUUUCACAGAUAUAAUGACCACCACAAGUGCCCAGAAGAGUGAGGCCACCUUAUUAAACAACAAGUAUUUUUAUUGUGUUGGAGACCCCUUGCUGGUUCAACUGGAUUUGUACAACCACUUGGGAAAGAGAAAAGAAUACGGAGGAGACUUCUUACAAGCGAGGAUCAUCUCUUCCAGUCUUAAUGCUGGAGCUUCUGGGAGCAUCACAGACUACAGGAAUGGGACAUAUCUGGUCAAUUUCACUUUAUUCUGGCCUGGCAAUGUUAAAGUAUCCCUUAUGCUCAUCCACCCCAGCGAAGGAGUUUCAGCACUGUGGGCUGCGAGGAAGAAGGGCUACGGCAAAAUAGCUUUCGUAGGCACAUUUUUAAAUGGAACAUCAACUGUCUCCAGUGACUGUGGUUAUAAUAUAACAGUAAAAGAGCGGUGUGAUUAUCUUGAUGAGCGAGACCAAGAGGCCUUCUACUGUGUGAAGCCAAACAAUGUGUCAUGUGAUGCUUUGAUCCGCCUGAAAACCUACAAUGAAAAGGUCACGUAUCUCACAGACUUGGAACACAGCCUUUUAAAUAGGUCAAACAUCGGAUGCAACAUCCCUCAGUCUUUUGGAACCUUUCGGGUCAUAGCCUGUAAAGGCAAGAAGGCAACUGUGGCAGAGGGGAAAUGUGGGGCUGGAAUGAGCUAUCCAUCUCCCAGUGGCUUCGUCUGGAAGAACGAGUGGUAUCCUGUGUUCUGCCGUGUGCUCAGCUUCAGAAACCUCAAGAGAAUUAAAAGUUGUUUGAAACGAAAGAUUAUUUACCUCCUGGGAGAUUCAACUUUGAGACAAUGGAUGUGGUAUAUCACAGAUAAAAUCCAAUCAUUUCAGUAUUUUGACCUUCAUGGAACGGGUAAGCAGAAGAAUAUGAUGGCUCUGGACAUGAAAAGAAACAGCCAGAUCCAGUGGAAGAAGCACAGCCACCCUUUCGUCACCGUCCUUGAAUACAUGACAGCAGAUCACAGCUACAUCGCUCGGGAGAUUGACAACGUGGCAGGCGACGGAGACACGGUGGUUGCCGUCUCCCUAGGCCACCACUUCCGCCCCUUCCCCAUCGAGCUCUUCAUUCGAAGGAUGAUCAACAUCCGGGGAGCCAUCCAGCGCCUUCUCGUGAGGAGUCCAGAUACAAAAGUCAUCAUCAAAGCAGAGAACACCAGGGAGAUAGACAUCGACCAGGAGCGAUUUGGGGACUUCCAUGGUUAUGCCCAAUACCUUGCGCUAAAGGACAUUUUUCGAGAUUUAAAGGUCUGCUUCAUUGAUGCCUGGGACAUGGCAAUUGCCUAUGGCACAAACCUGGUUCACCCACCAGAUCACGUGGUCGGAAGUCAGAUUGAUAUGUUUUUGUCUUACAUAUGUUAAGGCAGUAAAAUAAACCCAGAGUGAAAGCUUUAAUUAUGCAAAGGAAAGGAUUUUGAAUGGGGCAAGACAGUCAGCUAAGCAUGUGGAACAUUUUUAUCAGUUGCAUUUAGACACUUAAGGGUGUAAUAAAGCACCAAAGCAAAUAACAGAUGAAGCAGAGGACUUUGGGUCGGAAAAUGUAGCAAUUAACGAUAUGGGACACUUUAUCAGAUAUUGGAUGGAUAAACUUUAUCCCACUGGGUUUCCCUUAGAAUGUCAGGAGAGCCUUGCUAGGUCUUCCCAAAGAUCCUUAUGGGCUAGGAUCAUUUCCCAACAAUUCCUGUUGAGAUGCUUCUGGGAAGCUGUCUGGGAAAGAGAAAGAAUAAUUGGUGUGCCUUCCCUCUCUGCAAAUAUUUGCUUUGGGUAGUAGCAGCUGCUUAUAUUUUAUGGUAUGCUAUUCCAGUCUUGGCCCAGAGCAGGCUUUUGGACACAUUACAGUGCCGAAUUUAUGAGACCAUUGAUCCAUAAAAUGAAAGCAAUAAUCAAUGUACAAAUAAAUAAAAUAGUAUUUUUUAAUGACCUUUAUUGGUUUUACAGAUUUUACAAAUUUCACCAUCAUAAUACAUAUGUUUUCCUUUUAACCUUAAUACUUUAACUCUAAACAAGUUUGUACUUCCCUCCCUCCUUCUUCUGAUUUCUCUAUAUUUUCUUUAUAUUUACGCAUUUGUCAUGUUUACAUUCUAUGUGUACUUAAUACUAUGGAAUAAUACUAUUCAAAAUUUCAUUAAAUAUAUAUCCUUCAGUUGUUGUAAUAU
Podarcis raffonei (Aeolian wall lizard) is the source of this 2552-nucleotide messenger RNA. Its product is annotated as NXPE family member 1-like. The transcript has 6 exons. Lineage: Eukaryota; Metazoa; Chordata; Lepidosauria; Squamata; Lacertidae. The record is from RefSeq and is a predicted model, not a curated record. The coding region runs from base 73 to 1758 and encodes 561 amino acids.